CCGGUACGUCUGCCUUCAAUAAUGAAAUCGUCUUUCACAGCUGAUCCGUGUUAUUAUCAGUACAGAUAGCGUCGUGUUUUGGAACAUAUAUGAGAUCGGACUUCAAGGCGAAUUUCCAGAUCGGGAGGUGUUGCUGUAGGACAAAGUGACUAAAAUUUAACGUAAUUACAGAGUAAAAGAUGGCGAAUCCUGAGAAUGAAGCGCCAUCAAAUGAGACCAGGAAGCCCUCAGCACGAGUGUUUACCCUGGCAGAGGUUUCGCAGCACAACACCGCCGAAUCAUGUUACAUGGUUAUUCACGAUAAGGUCUACGACGUCACUAAGUUCUUAGAUGAACAUCCUGGAGGUGAAGAGGUUUUGCUGGAGCAGGCAGGCGGAAAUACAACUGAAGCUUUUGAAGAUGUUGGCCAUUCAACAGAUGCACGAACUAUGAUGGCAGACUAUUAUGUUGGUGAAGUUUGUGAGGAAGAUAAGCAACAUACUAAGGACACGGGCCCAAAGAAAUGGACAUCAAGUGAUUCUUCAAGCGAAAAUUCAUGGAAGUCAUGGCUGAUUCCUGUGGGCAUUGCUUGUUUAGCAUCAUUGAUCUACAGGCUGUACAGACUGAAAUAGAGGAGCUUGGAUCACCAUUUUCAUUUGAUCAAAUUCAUUGUUUUCAUAUAGGUUCAGAUGCAUUUUACAUUUAUUACAAUGCCAUAGGUGUUUCAUUUAUUACUAUACCAUAGGUGUAUCCGUAUUGUUGCUUUAUUUUAUCCUGGGGUAUUUAUCUAGAGCAGCUUUCCAUUUCACACAAAGAGGUGCUUAUAUGAUGAAGUUAACAUUGUGUAAAAUAAUUGUAACAUCAAGCUCAAAUAUAAGUACCCUGUAUUUUUUAUAUUGUUUUAUAUAGAAAAUAUAUUCAUUGGUUCUUUGUCUUGACUUCAGUAUAAAGCCUUGUAUUUUCAUGGUUUAUCUGCCUGAUUUAUUAAAUAUUCACUGCAA
This is a messenger RNA of Macrobrachium nipponense, 980 nucleotides long. Its product is annotated as cytochrome b5-like. Gene Ontology annotation, molecular function: heme binding. The record is from RefSeq and is a predicted model, not a curated record. The coding region runs from base 180 to 611 and encodes 143 amino acids. The transcript is spliced from 5 exons. NCBI's taxonomy places the organism in Eukaryota, Metazoa, Arthropoda, Malacostraca, Decapoda, Palaemonidae. Gene Ontology annotation, cellular component: membrane; intracellular membrane-bounded organelle.